UUCCAGAAACUCUCUGGUCUGGUUUAGCGGUGCGGCAGCUGCCCUCUCUCUCUCUGCUCGUGAUCAGAAAAUGGAGGAGGACGGAGGAGAAGCAAAGACAAAGGCAAUGUUAUGCGAAGAGUGCAAAGCCAAAGAAUCCAAGUACAAAUGUCCCGGUUGCUCCAUACGCUCCUGCAGCCUCCCCUGCGUUAAAGCCCACAAGAUUCGUACCUCUUGUACGGGCAAGAGAAGCCAAACCCACUUCGUAACCAUCUCUCAGAUGGACGAUAAUCUCCUCCUUUCUGACUACAAUCUGCUUGAGGAAGUGAAGAGGGUUGCUGAUUCUGCUCAGAGAUUGAGGAAUAAGUUGUGCAGAUACAAUAGUUUUAGGCUGCCCUUUCAUCUUAAGAGCCUACGCGGUGCUGCUUUCAGUCGCAGAACCAAACUCUUGUUUUUGCCUACUGGUAUGUCAAAGAGGGACAAAAAUCAGACCCGAUAUGACACAAGGAAGAAAUGCAUCACAUGGACCAUUGAGUGGCGGUUUCAUUCUACAGAUGUUGUUCUAAUUGACCAUGGAGUAAAUGAAAACAUGAACCUAUCCUCUGUUCUUGAAGACCAUUUACAGCCUGGCCCAUGGAAUCAUAAGCUGAGGCAAUUCUGUAUAGAGCAGCUGGAUUGUCUCAAGCUUUUUAUUCGUAAACGCCCAAAGGGCACCAGGUCACCUUUUCGUGAGUUAGAUUUAAGAGUUCCAAUCAGGCAGCAAUUAGCCAACCUGGAUAUUUUGGAAUACCCUGUCAUCUAUGUUUUUCUUCCUUCACACAGUAUUGAUUUUGAAGUCGUUAAAGAUGUCACUCGUAAUGUUCACAAACAAGAGCUUCAGAAUUAUGGAAGUAAUGACCCAGGUGCAGGAGGUGUACCCUUUAGGGAGGAGGAAAUAGAAGAGGACAACAGCUGCCCUAAGGUGUUAGAUCUAAAGGGACAUGAGACUUCAGUUUCCCUGCCUCAUAUUUCCAACAACAGCAGGUGUGAGAAAGGGAUAAAUAAUGCAUCAGAUAGAUCUUUGUCUGCAACACUAGCAGCAGAAAAUGGUUCACAUUCCAGCUCCAAGGAUAAGGAACAAGGCCUUUUUGAAGACAUGGAGUUUGAUUUUGAUCAAGGCUUAAUAGACUCGUAUUCAGAUCUUAUUGCUGAAAUUAAUCCUGAUGAUUUUCUUGAUUUGGAUGGUGAAGGGAUAGAAAGAAAUCUUUCAGGUAUCAGGGAUUUCUUAUUAUCAGAUGAUGAUAUAGAGGAAGGGGAAAUAUUAGAAUGAUCGGACUCAUUAGAUUCCCUGAAAGGAAUCAAAAGAGGGAAUUUCCGAGGAGCAAAAGCCCCUAGAAAUUGCUGACAAUACAAGUAUAGUGCCUUUGGUGGCAUUGAGUUGGCUGUUUCUAUAUACUUUCGAGUAAUUUCUGGUGAUAGCCAAUCUGGAAAAGUUUGAUUUCUCUGUAUGAAUUCUUAAGUGGUAUUUGUACUCCUGGCGUUUCCAUCACCUAUCACAUGUCAAUUCCUCAAACUUGAAGUCCAGAAAUAGGUUUCUGUCCUGAUUGGACUCUGAUUCUUCCUCCAGCUUGCUGCAGUUAAGAAAUUGGAUAUAUUUGCAACGGCAUGGCACCUAUACAAAUCAUCAGAUGGUUAUUGUAAGCUUCUAUUUAUUAAUUUUGUAACCGUUCAGAGAGUUGAGUUCUGUUCUCCUGGCAAUUUAUUGCAACUUUAGUAUCGAUUGCAUGUGUUAACUGCUUGGAUGAAUGAGGUAUGAUUUAUAUUGAUUCAAUAUUUGCUAAUUUUGAUAAGUUUCAUGUGUGAUUCUAA
Molecule: messenger RNA, 1827 nt
Organism: Rosa rugosa (rugosa rose)
Lineage: Eukaryota; Viridiplantae; Streptophyta; Magnoliopsida; Rosales; Rosaceae
Exons: 5
Coding region: 71-1288 (405 amino acids)
Biological process (GO): maturation of LSU-rRNA from tricistronic rRNA transcript (SSU-rRNA, 5.8S rRNA, LSU-rRNA); box C/D snoRNP assembly; snoRNA localization
Cellular component (GO): pre-snoRNP complex; nucleus
Source: RefSeq, a predicted model, not a curated record